This is a messenger RNA of Agrilus planipennis (emerald ash borer), 3881 nucleotides long. RefSeq names its product disks large 1 tumor suppressor protein (gene dlg1). The coding region runs from base 345 to 3239 and encodes 964 amino acids. The record is from RefSeq and is a predicted model, not a curated record. The transcript has 23 exons. Gene Ontology annotation, biological process: chemical synaptic transmission. Gene Ontology annotation, molecular function: kinase binding. NCBI's taxonomy places the organism in Eukaryota, Metazoa, Arthropoda, Insecta, Coleoptera, Buprestidae. Gene Ontology annotation, cellular component: neuron projection; postsynaptic density membrane; neuromuscular junction.
GUCGUCCAGGCUAGAUGGCAACAGCUGUCGAAGCCGAUAUCUAUUUUCAGUACGCAACCACCCCAUCAGAUUACGUCGAGAAUCGAACUAACUUCCCCAGCGGAGCCAGUGUUAUAACUAAAUGCUAGCGGGCCCUUGCGCCAUAUUGACGUCGUUGUCCUUAUAGACAGAACAAAUUUUAACGUUAUUUGAUGCUGUGAAACGGGCGGAAACUUUUUAAUUUCGGCGUCGUCUUGUACGCGGAUGCCAAUCGAAAGCAUCGAACGGUUUUUCACGUGGUGACACAAGACAGAGACCUGCUGCUGACAUAACCCGUACAAACGGAGAAAAUCCACGACGUGACGAUGCCUGUCCGUAAGCAAGGUGAAGCUCACAGGGCACUAGAAUUAUUAGAAGAUUAUCAUUCUAAACUGACGAAGCCUCAAGAUAAACAGCUCAGACUAGCGAUAGAAAGAGUUAUCAGGAUAUUCAAAUCUCGGCUAUUUCAAGCACUCUUAGAUAUUCAAGAAUUUUACGAGCUUACCCUGUUGGAUGAAACGAAAUCUAUCCAACAAAAGACGGCCGAAACUAUUCGAAUAGCCAACAAAUGGGAAUCCGACGAUGGACCCAUGGCUCCGUCCUACAUUAGUAACAAUAAGAGUCAGUAUACGGUUGAGGACGAUUUACCUCCUCCCCUGUCCCCCCCUUUAAUCCACGAUACCCCAUCUCGAACCGCUGUCACCAGAAAAAGCUCAAUCGAAAAGAAUAGUUACGAGCCGAAGAAAAUCACCGCAACAGCUGCACCAGACACAACUUCUUUACAUAGCGCACGUGGUGGAUCACCAAAACUGGGUGUGGAUAGUUGGCAGGACAACGGCAGAGAUCAUGCUCAUUCCCCAGUUCUGGGUUCAGGAGAUGGAAAACAUGUCAACGGCGAUGACGAGUGGGAAUAUGAGGAGAUUAUCCUCGAAAGGGGUGGCGCGGGUUUGGGCUUUAGUAUCGCCGGCGGCACGGACAAUCCCCAUGUCGGCGACGACAGCGCUAUCUACAUCACAAAACUCAUACCGGGGGGUGCGGCUGCCGCCGACGGCCGUUUACAGGUCAACGACGCAAUCCUGCAGGUGAACGACGUGGUUGUUGUAAAUGUUCCUCAUGCUGUGGCGGUCGAAGCCCUUAAGAAAGCCGGAAAUACCGUUAAAUUGCAAGUUCGGCGCCGAAGAAGAUCAGGUCGAGCGACACGACUUAUGGAAAUCGACCUGGUUAAGGGCAACAAGGGUCUCGGUUUUAGUAUCGCAGGAGGCAUUGGCAAUCAGCACAUCCCCGGCGAUAAUGGUAUUUACGUUACCAAGGUGAUGGACGGCGGUGCUGCACAAGUUGACGGCCGUUUACUUGUUGGUGACAAGCUGGUCGCUGUCAAAGAUCCCAUGGGUAACGAAGUGAAUUUGGAGAACGUAACCCAUGAAGAUGCCGUGGCCACCCUCAAAGCGACCCAAGAAAGAGUGAUACUUGUUGUUGCCAAGCCGGAGAGUGCCUUUAGUGUUCCUUCAUCGAAUGCUUCUCAUUCGCCGCAACUACUUUUAGAUAAGAUAUGGUCGCGUCCAGCUGGCGCACUAUUUUUCUUUGAUUCUGAGGUUCCUAAUAAUUACCCAGAAUCAACACAUUCUUCAACCCUGGCCCUUCACAGACCCUCAACUCCAAGUGCAAUCAGUCAGUCGGCUAUUAGUCACGAAGACAUCACAAGGGAAGUGCGAACGGUCACCCUUCAAAAGGGCGGCCAGGGUCUGGGUUUCAAUAUCGUCGGCGGCGAAGAUGGAGAAGGAAUCUUUAUUUCGUUCAUUUUGGCUGGGGGACCCGCGGACGUUAGCGGGGAGCUGAGGAGGGGCGACCAAAUUCUCAGCGUGAAUGGCGUCAACUUGAGGAGUGCCACACAUGAGGAAGCCGCGGCAGCCCUCAAGGGAACCAACCAAACUGUGACUCUAGUGGUUCAGUACCGGCCGGAAGAGUACAAUAGAUUCGAGGCAAAAAUCCAUGACUUGAAACAGCAAAUGUCUCAGCAAUCCAUGACAGGCACAUUACUGAGGACGUCACAGAAACGGUCACUUUAUGUAAGGGCGCUUUUCGACUACGAUCCCAUCAAAGAUGACGGCCUACCUAGCCGGGGUUUGGCGUUCCAUUACGGUGACAUUUUACACGUUACAAACGCCAGCGACGAUGAAUGGUGGCAGGCAAAAAGAGUACUGAACACGGGCGAUGAACAAGGGAUGGGCAUAGUGCCGUCGAAACGUCGCUGGGAGAGGAAGCAACGGGCGCGUGACAGAUCCGUUAAGUUCCAAGGACAUGUACCCAACGCCAUCGACAAGCAAUCGACUUUGGACAGAAAGAAAAAGAAUUUCUCGUUCAGUCGAAAGUUCCCAUUCAUGAAAAGCAAAGACGAUAAGUCUGAAGAUGGAUCUGAUCAAGAGCACUCCCGUGCUACCACCCCUAAUCCCGACAAAGAUAGUGACCCUGCUCCGUUUAUGCUGUGCUACACGCAGGAAGAUGCCGCAUCCGAAGGUGAAAUAUUAUAUCGAGUUGAGCUCCCGUACAUGGAAGAGAUUACGUUAAUUUACUUGGAGAAUAACGACGAUAGUAAUGAGGAAAAUGUACUAUCAUACGAACCCGUUCAGCAGAUGGAGAUCACUUAUACAAGGCCGGUGAUCGUUUUGGGUCCUCUCAAAGACCGCAUCAACGACGAUCUUAUUUCGGAAUUUCCCGAUAAAUUUGGAAGCUGCGUACCACAUACCACCCGGCCAAAAAGGGAAUAUGAAGUCGACGGUCGAGACUACCACUUCGUUUCUUCUCGAGAGCAAAUGGAGAAAGAUAUCCAAAAUCACCUGUUCAUCGAAGCAGGGCAGUAUAACGACAAUUUGUAUGGAACGUCGGUGGCGUCUGUUCGAGAGGUAGCCGAAAAGGGAAAGCACUGCAUCUUAGAUGUAAGUGGAAAUGCCAUUAAAAGGCUACAAGUGGCUCAACUAUAUCCAAUUGCGAUUUUCAUAAAGCCAAAAUCUGUGGAAUCCAUUAUGGAAAUGAAUAAGAGAAUGACUGAGGAACAAGCUAAGAAAACUUACGAGAGAGCACUAAAAAUGGAGCAAGAGUUUGGGGAAUAUUUCACAGCGGUCGUACAAGGCGACACACCUGAAGAAAUUUAUGGGAAAGUAAAAGAGGUGAUCGAGGAACAAUCUGGACCAACGAUAUGGGUUCCAGCAAAGGAACAACUAUGACGGCCGGUGUCACCUGUAUGGACAGUACCGACGCGCUCUUCCUCUAUCUCCCAUCAUCACCUACAUUGAAUUGAGAGGAGAGAUCGAGGGCCACCCCCGUUUCCGACUAAAAGACAUCUUCGGCAGCAUUAUUAAGUACAUAAAGAAAGGACACAGUUGGUGAUGCCGCUCCAUCAUCAUUUUGUAGUAAAGAAAAAAAAAUGAAAAUGCUUGUUACGUACGACCAAGUCAUCGUUUUCGUCGUUGUUGUUAUUAUUAUUAUUAUUAUUGUCGUUGCCUCCUCAGCCAGUUGCCGAACUGUGUUCCUCCAAAUAUAGUCCCCAACCCCCUUUCGACCCGUCUGAAUGAGCCACAAUUGAACAGGAAAUAAUAAUAAUAUAAUAUAAAGAAUUGUUGACUUCUCUAGCGUCGUGAUGUUUUUUUGUAAGUUUGUUUUUGACGAAUAAUUGAUUAUGAAAAAAUAGCACGAAUUGUCGCAGACUACGUGACUCGAGUUAAAUAGGAUAUUGAAAAGAAUUAUAUACUUAAACGUAUUGUGUAGGUAAUUUUAAUGAUGCAAAAAAUGAUAAAUAAUUAAAUGAAAAAAAACCUUUUCAGCUUAGGACUCUUCGUAACGUUGUAAAUAUACACAGUUACUUAUUA